Molecule: messenger RNA, 600 nt
Organism: Anastrepha ludens (Mexican fruit fly)
Lineage: Eukaryota; Metazoa; Arthropoda; Insecta; Diptera; Tephritidae
Exons: 2
Coding region: 1-600 (199 amino acids)
Source: RefSeq, a predicted model, not a curated record
AUGGAAUCUCAUCCAGAUUUGGCGAAGAAUUUUUCGAAGGGCGACAGAGUUGCUGUUGAGGAAAAGUGGAAAGAGCUAACGACGCUGCUAAAUGCAGAAGGGCCGCCCAUAAAAGAUGUUAAUGGAUGGAAAAAAAUAUGGUCUGACUGGAAGGGGUGCAUUCGGAAAAAGGAUGCCCAUAACAAUCUAGAAUCGAGGGCAACAGGAGGUGGACCCUUUAAUAAGCGUGUACUGACGAGCAACGAAGAAUGCGUUGCAAGAACUUGUGGAAUUUUUGCAGCCGCUGAGGGCAUACACCAUUCUAGAAGCUUUGGGACAGAAGUAAAUAAUAGCGCUAUCGAAUCUGAGGAAGAACGUCCCCAAACAAGUAGGGAAGCGGUGGCUACCCCGAGAGCUGCAAAAAGGCCACGAGUGUCAACGCAGGACAGCCUUCAGACGUGUUUGGCAACGGAAUCUACUUGUAUGGAGAAAAUAUCCACCACUUUAGAUAACAUUUGCGAAAACCAACACAAGAUUGCAAAAUCGCAGGAAGAUGACAGGGAAGAGAUUCGACGACUUUGUCGUGCUGUUGAGAAACAAAAUGAAUUGCUGACAAAAUGA